This is a messenger RNA of Daphnia magna, 3068 nucleotides long. RefSeq lists its product as uncharacterized. NCBI's taxonomy places the organism in Eukaryota, Metazoa, Arthropoda, Branchiopoda, Diplostraca, Daphniidae. The record is from RefSeq and is a predicted model, not a curated record.
AAAAUGUACUUUAUCGCGACUUGGCUGCAAACCCUCCCGUGCACAAGACUCGUCCCGUCAGCUGCCGGUGAAAGUAUCUAUCGUUCGGGCAGCUACCUCAAGGAUCUGACUGGAGUUCCGGUCCCUCUUUCCUCAAAAUGAAAGUUUUGCUUAUUAUAACGAUAUUUGCCGCAACGGCCUGGGCUAGUGAUCCAUGGCCAACCCGCAUUCCUGACAACUUGGCCCUGUGUUACGUGAACAAAACUAUUAGCGACCGAUUCCGCCGGAUGCCGAACUCUAUGGAAAACCUUGUAGCCCUCAUCCGCAAGGUUGAAGCUCAUCCCGACACGGCUCUUUGGACUAUGGGCAAGAUGGCCAGCACACUCAUCCACAGAUUCCGUUACGACGGUAUCAUUGACAUACCCGAUGCUGGUCCGGAUGUUGUCCCUGUUGUCAAUGAACGUGCUGAAAGUGACAAAUACCGUCUGCAAUGGAGGUUGGUGCCCGGUAUAGCGAGCGAUUUCCCAGAAUCUUCUUUGACUAUGGAAGAAAAGUGCUCAAUGCAUUGGAUGCUUUCGUACACAGUGAACCACACGGCCCGUGCGGACACGCGCGGAACGGUAGGACGCUCCCUGAUCGACACUGAUUCCGAGGAAUCUGAAGGACACGAACAUCACCACACGGAGCAUCAUGGAACGGAAGACGUUAAAGACAAAGAUUCACAGGAAACGUCGGAGGGAGACGCCGUCGAACAUGAACAUGAAAAUUCAAUUGAAGAAAAUCGUGAGAGCGGAGAAAAUAAAGAAACUCCAAUGGUGGAAUCAGCCGAACGAACAGAGGACGACGUGAUGGAAGAAAGCGUUGCGGAAGAUGCUUCGAACCCGAAGACGCUUCCAGAAGACGCUCCAGAAGACGCUCCAGAAGACGUUCCAGAAGACGCCCCUGAAGACGUUCAAGAAGACAUGGUCGAAGAGCCAACAGAGGAGGUUGCUGAUGACAAUGGAGCAGUAGAUAUGGGUGAAGAUUACGGCCCAUCUGAUGACGACAGCUCCGACACAAGUUUCUGGAACCGUAAACGUCGUCAAGCCGACGCCAUUGCUGCUCAGCCGCUAGAAGUCGGUGUCGUUCACACCAAGUACGGCACUGUAGCGGCUGGUCCCGUUCUGGCCGGUAUUGCUGCCGGUAGCGAACCUCAAAGUGCUCCGUUAAAAGACCUCAUUAAAGAUCCUGCAAUGGAAAUCUCGGAAAGCUCAAUGGACAGAAUUGUCGAAAGCAUUUGGGUAGCUACGCUAGCAGCUGAUAUCGCUCAAACGUCUCUGCUGAGGACACCCAGGAAAAUGGAAAGCUUCGGUCCCGAUGGUCAGUGGAACUGCUCGCUGUGUCCGCGUGAGUACAAGCUGAAUACCAGGGAACAUUCCAUGCUGACUAAUGCCGAGUUUUAUGGCGGUGUUGACGGUUUGUUGAUGGCUAAACGUAUGGCCACCUGGGAUACCAGCAGCUAUUUGAAACUGUCGGCUGUGCUGGAAAUGUACUACUCUGAAACUGGUAUCCACGGCGACACCAAGUAUCGUGCUUGCAAUCGUCUCUACAAUUACAGGGAUGAUGAAAUUAUUGAUCAGGCGAUGCUUAAAGAACAGUCCUUGAAUGCUGCUUUGGUUAUGUACUCUCGCGGCAUUGAUGGCGCUCCAACCGUUCUUCCCGGAGUUAAACCAGCAGAUCAGAUUGGCCAAUACGUCAACACGACAAUGAACGCAAUUUUUUCUUUCGUCGAUGGAUACCUGAGCUCUUCUAACGACAUGGAUUUCACGCAGUGCAAAGGCGCUUACACCCAACCGACAGGCGAGCCUACACCAGCUACCUACACCGAUCUUACCUUUGUUAUUGACCAGAACACGGAUGCUGUCAGUAUCUAUAGCCAGAAAGAUCUCGCUUCAGCGCUGGCUUUGGCGCUAGAUAUCCAAUUGGGCGGAAGCCGGAUGGAAGUCGUCUCAAGCAAGGACGGAACUCCGUUCUUGGAUCUCAACGUCACGCGUAAUAGAGCCGAAUUAGCUUGCAGCAUCUCCAGCCUUCCUAUCGGAAACAGUGAGCGACGCGUAGCCGACACUUUGGAUCGAACUCGCUCCCGAAUUUUGACCGAACGGUCUUCAGAAAAAGCUAACAAAAUUGCUGGUGCCAACAAGCGCUCAAUCCUCUUUUUCGUGACAUCGAGCAUCUCUGCUGAGAAGGACAGGAUCAAAUCAGUUUUACUGAAAAUGCUUCAAGAAAUGCCAGACGUUCACAUCAUGUUCGCCACCCUGGCUAGUCCCGAGGAACUCCGUCCAUUUGUGGCCAAUUUCGAUCGUGACAUUAUCCGCAUGGGUCAGUUCACCAAAUACUACGAAGCUGCUCCUGAAAUCGCUAAACGUCUGGCAACCGUCGGAGCUCGUCUGUCUUAUCCCGAGUGCAAAGACCUCAGUACAAGUUCCAAUACCACGGAAGCCAAAUAUGUGUACACAGGAUUUCUUAACGCGCACACGGUCCAAUAUUUCCGUCUAGGUCCGGAGAACUUUUACAGCAGCAACGAACUAUACUUAAGGUUCAAGAGCAUGUAUGGCCUGGCAAGAUACUGCGUCUCGACCACAAAGGAACGUCCAGGAACCGGUGAUAACUGCAAGAGUGCCUUGAAGGCUGGGGAUACCAUCGAAUUUAAAUUCAAUCAGCCGUGUGGUAAAAUGGUACCGAAUCAUUGUACGAACAUCUACAUUUCGGUUGCUCCUGCUAGCAUUGAUGAUAACAUGCCCUGUUCAGAGAAAGAUUGUCAUACACCUGACCAGGUGAAAUUCACUUUUAGCCACUCUGGCAUGCGUUGCAGUGGUGCUGUUGGUAGUGCUGUUUUGUCUCACUUGACUUUAGUUUUGGCUGUAUUGAUGACUUGGUUCCUCAAUCGUAAAUAACAAUAAUACCUAAAAAAAAAGUAAGAAAAAUGUAACAAUUAAAUCCAAUAACACAAAGUUAAUUUGAGUUACCAUGAGAUCAAUCCAUGUAGUAAAAAAAAUCCUUACAAAAAUUUUUUUACCAAAAAAAAAGAAAAAUACACAUAAAAAUAACAA